Messenger RNA from Moneuplotes crassus, 1084 nucleotides. The record is from the annotation of a GenBank genome assembly. Lineage: Eukaryota; Ciliophora; Spirotrichea; Euplotida; Euplotidae.
AUAAAAUGGACGCAAAAUCCCAGUUUAGUAGCCAAGCUAAAAAGCAUGACGCAUGUGGAGUGACACCUCCAAAGACUGAUAUCUUCCUUUAUUCCUCGAAGGACAGUAGCAGAUGUGACCAAGUGAAGUCACAGCCAAGUCUGGUCGGUCAAGAUAACUUAUACUGGAAGGUGAAUGCUAAGAGUUCAUUUAAGACCAAGCCCUCGCUCUCAAAUUAUCGUUUCUUCACUAAAUAUCAUACAAAAACACCUAAAAAGCAGAUGUCAGCUCUCAACAGCACUCAGAAUGACACUAACCAGUCUAAUGUGGAGAAUACUUCUCAACCAGCUAUUGUUGGUGACCGCUUGGUGAAAAUAGUCAGCAUAACUCUGGCAAAGGCAAGGUCAAACUCAUCCAGAAAGAUCUCUGUUUCCCCUCACUGCUCCAAACGAUAUGAGCCAAAGGAGUCGAGUAUGGCUCCUGUUGCUAACACAGAGGCUUCAAAGACCUUAAGUAUCGAUUCAGAGUCUUAUGGCAUGCCACAGACUACUCAGGCUAGAUUUCAGAGGAAGAUAACAUUCGGUGAAUCCGCCUGCUUCUGAAAAGAUGGCUCUAAUACCAUUAUUAACAUGAAUAUUGAUGAAGGGAUCACUUCAGGUCAAGAUAACAGGACAAUUCAUAAUGACCCUUCAAGAAAUUUCAGAGUCAAAACAAAGAGGAAGCUAGAUAUUUUGUGUUCAAAGAUUGAUCAAGGAGGCUUCAAUGCAAAUUCAGAACUAGAUCAGCCCACUGGAAUUUUGCCAAUGAUGCAUUUGACUCAUACUCAGACUAAGAAAACAAUGGAGAAUGAAGGGGACUGGCCAUAUUUUGAAGACGAUAUGGACUCUUCACUUGAUGAGAGUUUCGAUGAGAGCUUCUUCAAAAACAUUCCAGCACUCGGAUUUAGUGACAAGCGGGAAGAAGCAGCCAGAUUUGAGAUUGAUAUGACUGAUGCCAAUCAGAUUGACAACUCUAUGGUGUCUGUAUUAGAGACUCUUCAAGGCAUCUAAUCCUUCUUGUAUGAAUUUUACGAAUUAUAUAAUUAUGCUCUAAGUAUGCAUAACCA